AUGUGGCAAUGCCACCGGGCGCCCCGGGGGGACGGGCGGAGGGGGAGCCCCAGCCGGGGGGCAGGUGUCGUGCCUUUCGUGGCCCUGCUACUGCUGCAAAGGAGGCCGGUGGCCGGGCGGGCGCUGCUGGGGACGGGCUCUGCGUGUCCCACCAACGGGCUGUGCCGGGCCAAUGUCCAGGAGCAGACCCGCAGGCAGGUUGCACUGCUCAACGCCACGGCGCAGGACCUCUUCAGCCUCUAUCUGAAGUGCCAGGGAGAGCCGUUCAGCAGCGAGAGCGACCGCCUCUGCACCCCCAGCGGCAUCUUCUUCCCUGCCUUCCAUGUCAACCGGACCACCGAGAGGAAGGAAGUGAUGGUGGCCAUGUACAAGCUCUUCGCCUUCCUCAAUGCCUCACUGGGGAACAUCACCCGCGACCAGGAGGAGCUCAACCCCACGGCCAAGGAGCUCCUCGACCGCCUCCACAACACCACCAAGACCACUCGGGGCCUCAUCUCCAACCUCACCUGCCUGCUCUGCAAGCACUACAAUAUCUUCCAGGUGGACGUGAGCUACGGGGAGAGCAGCAAGGGCAAGAGCGCCUUCAAGAAGAAGCAGCAGGGCUGCCAGGUGCUCAGGAAGUACGUGCAGGUCAUCGCCCAGGCUGCUCGUGUCCUCCUACCUCACCUCAGCCCCGCAUGAGCCCCGGCCCCUGCGCCACGCCGUGACCGGGACGGUGGACAUCUCCUUGCACCCAUCUGACAGAUGGGCACGGCGAAGCCUCACCACCUCCUCACCUCUCGCCUUCCUAUUUAUUACCUCCUGCUGAUGCUGCACCGGAUCCGGGCCAUCCCAUGCUUUAAUUUAUUUCCCCGUUCAGGGGAGGACGCGGGCAUGGGGCUCUGUCCUCCCCACCCUGGAGCCCCAUGGGGAUGCUCAGCCCCACAGCUCGGAACUCAUCACAGACAAAGUGAAAAAUCAGGAGGAGGCGACCCGCUCCCAACGGAUGCCAUCCAGCAUCCAACAGAAGAGAUUUUCCCCUCCCGGAUGCGCUCACACCCACCGCAGCCAGCAGGGACGCUGGGGAUGCGCUCCCACCAUACAUCCCACCCCGGCUAUGGGGCCGGCACCCCUACAAUGGGGCUGAACUGAGGGUGUGCGGUGGCCAGGGCUGGGUCCCGCCACCCAAUGGGGACAGGAAUGUGGUGCUGGGCAGCACCUGUGGAUGUUGGCAUGGCCCGCUGGCACGGACGGGGUCUCAGCCAGCAUGGGGACUCAGGGGCCGAGCCUGGGGCGGUGGCAGGAGGCGC
Meleagris gallopavo (turkey) is the source of this 1289-nucleotide messenger RNA. RefSeq names its product LIF interleukin 6 family cytokine (gene LIF). Gene Ontology annotation, molecular function: growth factor activity; cytokine activity; leukemia inhibitory factor receptor binding. Lineage: Eukaryota; Metazoa; Chordata; Aves; Galliformes; Phasianidae. Gene Ontology annotation, biological process: positive regulation of cell population proliferation; regulation of cell differentiation; immune response. Gene Ontology annotation, cellular component: extracellular region. The record is from RefSeq and is a predicted model, not a curated record.